This is a messenger RNA of Marmota monax (woodchuck), 3164 nucleotides long. RefSeq names its product pleckstrin homology and RhoGEF domain containing G6 (gene Plekhg6). The record is from RefSeq and is a predicted model, not a curated record. Lineage: Eukaryota; Metazoa; Chordata; Mammalia; Rodentia; Sciuridae. Gene Ontology annotation, molecular function: guanyl-nucleotide exchange factor activity; GTPase activator activity. The transcript is spliced from 18 exons. The coding region runs from base 405 to 2858 and encodes 817 amino acids.
GACCGGCCCAGAGCUGUCCCGGUCCCGCGGGCCGCUGGGUCCCAGUCCCAGGCUGGGCAACGGGGCUGCCAUCUCCAGAGCUGCUGACAGCGACCCGGAGCCCCGCGGGCGGGGGCCGACAGAGAGGGCAGUGGUCGCUGGGACACCUGAGCGCACAGGUUGAGGAAGGAGGAAUGGAGCCCCACCUGGCUCCCAGCUCUAUGGUGGUGUCCCCAAAAGGUUGGGGACCAAAGGUAGUCCGAGACCAGAGCUCUUCUCCUGGGGCCAAUCUCUAAGGCCUGCUGCCUGAUAGCUGCCUCACCUCGCCUCCCUGUCUGUGGCCUGGAGAGUCCAGCCUGAAGGGACCCCCCCUUCUCCUGGACAAUGGAGCUAUGACCCUUUGGAGGUGACCCAGAAGAGAAGGGAUGCAGGGCUUUAGUCCUCGAGAUGAGAGUCCCCUCCAGGGCCUCGUGGCCUCCCGCAUUGAGACUUAUGGGGGCCGGCGUCAGGCCUCUACCCAAAGCCCUGCUGGCGGUCUCUAUUCUCGAGGAAGCCCUGUACUGGAUCCCAGCCGCCGACGCUUCCCGCACUAUGUCCCCUUCGUCAAGGGUUCUGGCCCUUCCCGAGGCCUGUCUCCCUUGAUGUUGCGAGAACAAGAGCUCGAGAAGAAGCAUGGAGGUCAUUUGGGACCUGGCCCACCUCACUCCCCGAAACUCAAGAAUUUACCAGGUCUUACAGUAUCCCUCACCCCAGCUGUGAGCCUCACCCCUCUCCUCCCAAGCCACACUGCAGAUAAAGUGAAGGAAGUUACCAAGGCCCAUGAGCUAGAGUUGAGGCUCCACACAUUCAGCAUGUUCGGGAUGCCCCGCUUGCCCCCUGAGGACCGACAAUAUUGGGAGAUAGGAGAGGGUGGUGACAGUGGUGUGACCAUCGAGAAGUCCUGGAGAGAGCUGGUGCCUGGGCACAAGGAGAUGAGUCGGGAGCAGUGCCACCAGCAGGAAGCUCUGUGGGAGCUCCUCACUACUGAGCUGAUCUACGUGAGAAAACUCAAGAUCAUGACCGAUCUCCUAGCUGCUGGUCUGCUGAACUUGCAGCGUGUGGGACUGCUGAUGGAGGUGUCAGCUAAGACCCUGUUUGGAAAUGUCCCUGGCCUGAUUCGAGCCCAUCGGAGGUUUUGGGAAGAGGUGCUAGAACCCUUCCUGGAGGAAACUCGGGCCUCAGGCCAGCCUCUGGAUCCCAUCAGGCUACAAAAUGGCUUUCUGACGUUUGGCCAGUGGUUCCAGCCCUAUGUCCAGUACUGCCUGAGAGUGAAGCAGAUCAUGGCUUAUGCUCGGGAGCAGCAAGACAGUAACCUUCUCUUCCACACCUUCGUGCAGUGGUGUGAGAAGCACAAGCGCUCAGGGAGGCAGAUGCUGGGCGACUUACUUAUCAAGCCCCACCAGCGCAUCACCAAGUACCCACUGCUGCUGCAGGCUGUGCUCAAAAGGAGCCCUGAGGCCCAAGCCCGAGAGGCCCUGGAUGCUAUGAUUGCAGCUGUGGAGUCGUUCCUUCGACAUAUCAAUGGUCAAGUCCGCCAAGGCGAAGAGCAGGAGAGUUUGGUGGCUGCAGCUCAGCGCAUUGGGAACUACGAGGUAUUAGAGGCAUCCAGCGAGGAAGUGGAAAAGAACUUGCGUCCAUUCUGCACUCUGGACCUUAUGUCCCCCAUGCUGGGGGUUGGCCCUGAGCACACCAGGCAGCUGCUGCUGGAGGGACCUGUGAGAGUGAAGGAGGGACGAGAAGGGAAGCUGGAUGUGUACCUGUUCCUCUUCUCUGAUGUGCUCCUGGUGACCAAGCCCCAACGUAAGGUGGACAAAGCCAAGGUCAUCCGACCCCCUCUUAUGCUGGAGAAGCUUGUUUGCCGACCAUUGCGAGAUCCCAACAGCUUCCUGGUGAUCCACCUUACUGAAUUCCAGUGUGUCUCAAGUGCCCUCGUUGUACAUUGUCCCAGUUCCACAGAUCGUGCAAGGUGGCUGGAAAAGACCCAGCAAGCCCAGGCUGCCCUGCAGAAACUGAAGGCAGAGGAGUACGUCCAACAGAAGAGGGAUCUCCUGGCCCUCUACCGGGACCAAGGCAGGGAGUCCCCCAGCACCAGGCCCUCCACGCCUUCCCCAGAGGGCUCUCAAAGCAGUGCUGAGGGGAGGACUCCUGAGUUCACCGUCAUCAUCCCCCACCUUGUGGUGACUGAAGAUACAGAUGAAGAUGCUCCCUCUGUACCAGAUGAUACCUCAGACUCUGGCUAUGGCACUUUGAUGUCAAGCUCCCCCAAGGCAUCCCACUCUCGGCUAAGCCGUCUGCGCCCCAGGGCUCUUAAGCGGGACCCUCGGCUGACCUUCUCCACCCUGGAUCUUCGAAAUGUUCCUUUGCGCCCCCAGCCAGCUGAUCCCCAAGCGCCCCAACGCCGAAGUGCCCCUGAACUGCCAGAAGGGAUCCAAAGAGGGGGCAGUCUUCCGAGGGUAGACCCACCUACCUGGUCAGAGGAGGAAGAUGGAUCCUCAGCAGGAAGGAACGUGGUGGAAGAAACCCUGCACAGAGCCCAACUUCGGGGGCAGCUCCCUUCCUCCCAGAACCACACUGACUCUGCUGGAGAGAGCCCCUGGGAGUCCUCAGAGGAAGAUGAGGGGCUUCUCUUCCUAGGCCCUGGCUACAGCCCCUGCUCCCGCCCACUCCGGGCUGAGGACAUGCUCAGGGAGAUCCGAGAGGAAUUGGCCAGCCAAAGGAUUGAGGGAGCCCCAGAGCCUAGGGACAGCAGACCUCGGAAGCUGACUCGGGCCCAGCUGCAGAGGAUGCGUGGGCAUCACAUCAUAAAGCUGGACACCCCCCUGUCCACUUCAGAGGUAUGAGAAAUGUCGAGGCCCUUUGACCUUUCUCCCAGAAGAACUAUCUCCCUAAGAGUGCUGGUCACCACCCCCCAUCCUGGACUCUACCUCAAGGACCACACUGCCUCUUGCUCUUUGGACUUUGAGGGUCAAGAACUGUAAAUUUAUGUAUCAUAGACACCCAUGAGCCCCACAUAAAAGUUGUACACAAAAAUGACUGCUUGGUCUGUGCUAGAUCAGUAGGAGAAGAACAAGAACUUGGGAAGGGGAAUCACAAUAAGCCCAGCCUUCUCCUCUGUCAGCUAGCAUGAUGGCAGUGGACUGCUGGCC